UCUGCUACAUCGUUAAUCGAAUGGUUUAAGUCUAAUGUCGCACAAUCUCUACUUACAGAUCUUGAGGAAUUUCAGGAACGCGACUCUGGUUGGACUCUACAUUCGAUUGAAAACAUACAGAUAAACAUAAACAAAUUUAAUCCAAUGCGUACUGGUAGCUCUUAUAUACCUUUACCAAAAUUUAUAGAAAAAAGAAGAGCAUGCGUCAAUGUUAAAAAUUUUGACAACAAAUGCUUUAUAUGGGCAAUUUUAUCAGCCUUGUAUCCUGUAAAUCGUAAAAAUCAUCCAAAUAGAUUGAGUCAUUACAUUAAAUAUGAACAUACAAUAAAUUUAAAAGGUAUUGAGUUACCGGUAUCAUUGAAAAAGAUACCGAUUUUUGAAAAGCAGAAUACUACAAUUUCAAUAAAUGUUUUCGGCUUAGAAAACAAAAACAUUGUACCACUCUAUUUAACAUCAUGCAAAAAGAAGCACCACAUAAAUCUUCUUUUACUAACGAGAGAACAUGAUGAGCCUGUACCAGAAUCACAUUAUAUAUAUGUAAAACAUCUUUCACGUUUAGUUAGCAAUGAUUUAAACAAAAAUGGAAAAAAACUUUUUGUAUGUGAUAGAUGUUUGAAUUCUUUUUUCAAAGAAGAUAAUUUAAUGAGACAUGAAGAACAUUGUAAAAAAAUAAAUAAUUGUAGAAUUAGACUUCCUAGUGAAAAUAAUAAUGCAAUAAUGUUUAAAAAUCAUCGUUAUAGCGAAAAGUUACCUUUUAUAAUAUAUGCAGACUGUGAGUGUUUGCUUAAACCAAUAAGACAAGAUGUAAAAACUAAUACUAGACCAGUACAAAACCAUGAAAUUUAUAGUCUUGGAUACUAUCUUAAAUGUAGCUACAAUGACUCAUUAUCAAAAUAUAAAUUUUAUAGAGGUCCUGAUGUCUCAAGAUGGUUUGCUGAACAGUUAAAAGUCAAUGAAGAACAAAUAAGUACUUUAUAUAAAAAUCCUGUACCCAUCUCAGUUUUAUCAGAAGUUGAAAUAACAGAUUAUUAUAGUUCAAAAACGUGUCAUAUUUGCAAAAAAAAAAUUGAAUGAUGAUGACAAAGUACGUGAUCACUGUCAUCUUACUGGAAAAUACCGAGGACCAGCACAUAAUAGCUGUAAUCUAAAUUAUCAAGAUUCAAAAAUAGUACCAGUGGUGUUUCAUAAUUUAAGUGGAUAUGAUGCACACUUUAUUAUAUCUGAUGUAUCAAAUCAUUUUCCAGGACAGAUUGAUCUUCUUCCUCUGACAAAGGAAAAAUAUGUAUCAUUCACUAAACAUGUGGAAAAUAGUAAAAUCAAAUUUAGAUUUUUAGAUUCGUUUCGAUUUAUGCCUUCAUCACUAGAAAAAUUAGCAUCAUAUCUACAGGAUUACAAAAUUGUUAAUAAAGAGUUUAAUGAUCUCAGCAGAGAACAAGUUGAGCUCUUAACGAGAAAAGGUGUUUUACCCUAUGAAUAUAUAAGUUCAUGGGAUAAGUUAGAGGAGUGUGAAUUGCCAGAAAAAGAAAACUUUUUCAGUGUACUUAAUGAUUCACAUAUAUCUGAUCAUGAUUAUAAACAUGCACAAAAUGUGUGGAAUACAUUUAAUUUGCAAACACUUGGUGAUUAUUCUGAUCUCUAUAUGAAAACUGAUGUCUUGUUGUUAGCAGAUGUUUUUGAAAAUUUUCGAGACCAGAGUAUAAAAGUUUACGGCCUCGAUCCUGCACACUACUACACUACUCCAGGCUUUUCUUGGGAUGCAAUGCUAAAACUUACUGGUAUACAAUUGAAACUCUUAACAGAUAUUGACAUGGUACUGUUUGUGGAGCGAGGGAUCAGAGGUGGUUUAAGUCAAUGCUCAAAUCGUUAUGCAACAGCCAACCAUAAAUACAUGUGUGAAAAUUAUAAUAAGGAUGAGAAAAAUCAGUAUUUGAUUUAUUUAGAUGCAAAUAAUUUAUAUGGACAUAGCCUUUCACAAUAUCUCCCCUAUGAUGAAUUUGAAUGGCUUGAAAAUUAUGAAAAUUUUGAUUUGUUUUCCAUUGCAACAGAUGCUUCUCAUGGUUAUAUUUUAGAGGUUGAUUUGGAUUAUCCUAGCGAACUACAUAACGCUCAUAAUGAUUUACCAUUCUGUCCUGAAUAUGCAAAACCUCCAGGUUCUAAGCAAGAAAAACUUUUAGCUGCCCUACAUCCUAAAAGAAAUUACGUUAUUCACUAUGUAGCUCUAAAACAGGCUCUCUCGAAUGGGUUGCAACUUCGCAAAAUUCAUAGAGUUCUAAAAUUCAAACAAUCACCAUGGCUCAAGUCAUACAUAGAUUUAAAUAGCAGUCUGCGAGCAUUAGCAAAAAAUGAAUUUGAAAAGAAUUUUUUCAAGUUAAUGAACAAUGCAGUGUUUGGUAAAACGAUGGAAAAUGUUAGAAAACGUGUUUUAGUCAAGCUCAUGAGUAAAUAUGAUGGAAGAUAUGGUGUUGAAGCUCAAAUUUCAAAGCCAAAUUUUCAUAGCAGUGCAAUAUUUAAUGAAAAUUUAGUUGCUAUACAAAUGAAUAAGACUGAUAUAUGUAUAGAUAAACCAAUUUAUGUUGGUCUUACAGUUCUAGAUCUCUCCAAGACGCACAUGUAUGAUUUUCAUUAUAAUUAUAUGCAAAAAGUAUACAAAAAUAACUUGAAAUUACUUUAUACAGAUACUGAUAGUCUAAUAUAUGCUAUUCAAUGCAAUGAUUUUUAUGAAGAUAUGAAAAGAAAUAUCCACAUGUUCGAUACAUCAGAUUAUCCUGCAGAUAAUAUAUUUAACAUGCCGCGCGUUAAUAAGAAAAUUGUCGGACUCAUGAAGGAUGAGUGUAAUGGUGAGAUUCUCACUGAAUUUGUUGGAUUAAGAAGCAAAAUGUAUAGUACGCGUGUCAAUAAUCAAGAUAGUAUGAAAAAAAUUAAGGGUAUUAAGGCUUCAGUUGUAAAGAAAACCAUUGAAUUUAACGACUACUUGGACUGUUUAAAAAAUUCCUGCAUUCAGAGUCGAGAGCAGUAUGCUAUAAGAUCAAAACUUCAUAACGUCGAGACCAUUAAACAGAGAAAGAUCGCUCUCAGUCCUUAUGACGAUAAAAGAUUCCUUCAAGAGAACAGUACUGACACACUUGCCUGGGGUCAUUACAACAUACUGCAAAAUGGUAAAAAGAAGUGUGUACGAUUUGAGGAAGAGCCAACCAUUCACUUGAUGUACACGUGGAAAUUUGCGCAUCAUGAAGCUCGAUGUGGGAAGUGGGAGGAGGCAGCACGUGAUCGAGAACGAUUUAGGAGAAGAAUUGCACAAACAAAUGAAAUUAUAAUGCCAGUGCUUGUAAAAAAAUUAAAGGAAAUGUAAAAAAUAAA
This is a messenger RNA of Nasonia vitripennis (jewel wasp), 3357 nucleotides long. RefSeq lists its product as uncharacterized. The transcript is spliced from 2 exons. NCBI's taxonomy places the organism in Eukaryota, Metazoa, Arthropoda, Insecta, Hymenoptera, Pteromalidae. The record is from RefSeq and is a predicted model, not a curated record. Bases 1349 to 3349 code for a protein of 666 amino acids.